AUGGAGAACAGCACAGAGGUGGCUGAGUUCGUUCUGGUGGGCUUAACCGCUGCCCCAGGACUGCGGCUCCCGCUCUUCGUGACCUUCUUCCUUGUCUACCUCAGCACUCUGCUUGGGAACCUGGGCAUGGUGGGGCUGAUCCUGCUGGACUCCCGUCUGCACACGCCCAUGUACUUUUUCCUCAGUAACCUCUCCCUGGUGGACUUUGGGUAUUCUUCAGCUGUCACUCCCAAGGUGAUGGCUGGGCUCCUCACCGAGGACAAUACGAUGUCCCGCAGUGCCUGUGCCACCCAGUGCUUCUUCUUUGUAGCCUUUAUCACUGUAGAGAGUUUCUUGUUGGCCUCCAUGGCCUAUGACCGCUAUGCGGCAGUGUGUGCACCCCUGCACUACACCACCACCAUGACCACAGACAAGUGUGUUUGCCUGGCCACAGCCUGCUACGUCUGUGGCUUCUUGAACUCCGCCAUCCAUACUGGGAACAUCUUCAGGCUCUCCUUCUGUGGCUCCAAUGUGGUUGAUCACUUUUUCUGCGAUGCCCCUCCUCUCCUGGCUCUCUCCUGCUCAGACAGCUAUGUCACUGAGAUGGUCAUUUUCUUAGUGGUGGGUUUCAAUGCCCUCUUUGCUGUCCUUGUCAUCUUGGUCUCCUAUCUGUUUAUAUUCAUCACCAUCCUGAAGAUGAGAUCUUCCGAAGGCCGCCAGAAGACCUUUUCAACUUGUGCCUCCCACCUCACUGCUGUCUCCAUCUUCUAUGGAUCAUGCAUCUUCAUGUACCUGCAGCCCAGCUCCAGUCACUCCAUGGACACUGACAAAAUGGCGUCAGUGUUCUACAGCAUGGUGAUCCCCAUGCUGAACCCACUGGUCUACAGCCUGAGGAACAAGGAGGUGAACAAUGCCUUUAAGAAGGUGAUAGGAAAAGCAAAGUCAGCUGUGGGAUUCAUGUUUUAG
Molecule: messenger RNA, 945 nt
Organism: Fukomys damarensis (Damara mole-rat)
Lineage: Eukaryota; Metazoa; Chordata; Mammalia; Rodentia; Bathyergidae
Product: olfactory receptor 5B12
Exons: 1
Coding region: 1-945 (314 amino acids)
Biological process (GO): G protein-coupled receptor signaling pathway; sensory perception of smell
Cellular component (GO): membrane
Molecular function (GO): G protein-coupled receptor activity; olfactory receptor activity; odorant binding
Source: RefSeq, a predicted model, not a curated record